CUCCGAAUAGCACAGUUACCAAAAAUAUCUCAAACAAUCAACAUGUUCAAAUUUGUUGCUUUCGCCACUCUUUUGGCUUUCGCCAAUGCGGGAGUUCCUUUGGGUCUCCAUGGAUAUGCUGCCCCAGCCGUAGCAAGCUACAGUGCUGCCCCAGCUGUGUCCCACGCUUACAUUUCAACUCCAGCUGUUGCUAAAGUAGCAGCUCCAGUUGCAUACUCUGCUCCAGCUUACUCCACCUAUGCCGCUCCAGUUGCCAAAGUUGCCUAUUCCGCCCCAACUUACUCCACAUACGCCGCUCCAUCUUACUCUUAUUCCGCCCCAACCAUCGCCAAAUACGCACCAGCUCCAGUCACCUACUCCGCCCCAGUUGUAGCUAAAUACGCCUCCCCCGUCGUAGCUAAAACCUACGUUGCCGAACCAGUUGCUCCAGCUGCUUACGAUUUCGCCUAUGCCGUCAACGACCCACAUACCGGAGACUCCAAAACCCAACAAGAAUCCAGACAAGGAGAUGUUGUCCAUGGAUCUUAUUCUUUGGUUGAAGCUGACGGAACCAAACGUAUUGUUGAAUACACCGCUGAUGCCCACAACGGAUUCAACGCUGUUGUCCACAAAGAAGGAGAACCAGUUGUUAAAGCUGUAGCCCCAGUCGCUUACAGUGCUCCAGUUGCCAAAGUUGUGUCUCCAUAUGCCUACUCCGCACCAAUUGCUAAAGUAGCUGCUCCAGUAGCUUAUGCUGCCCCAGCCUACUACCAUUAAGUUAAAUAAACCAAACUUCGGAUCAAUUGUGUCAAUUGAUGCCGAAAACAAACGUGGAUGAUUGAUAGAAAAUGAAUGGUUUUAACGUAUUGUUAUUUAUUGAUACCGAUUUGUAUGAAGCACUAUCUGUAUAUAAUUGCAAUUUUUGGUGAAUUUCUUUUUGUACCAUAAUAAAGGAGAUUUAUCUUUAAA
This is a messenger RNA of Onthophagus taurus, 948 nucleotides long. Its product is annotated as cuticle protein 21-like. Gene Ontology annotation, cellular component: extracellular matrix. Lineage: Eukaryota; Metazoa; Arthropoda; Insecta; Coleoptera; Scarabaeidae. The record is from RefSeq and is a predicted model, not a curated record.